GUUCACGCGGGACGUACGUUAUUCGUAAACCCUCACAAUUGUCCCUAGUUGAAAACAACAGUGCCCACCGACAAAAUAGAUAAUGAGUUGCACCGCCGACCGCAUCCCAAAGGAGGGAGAGUUUUCUGGGUUUGUAGUCCUAGAGGGUAACAGGUACCCGCCACAAGUACGACCUGACAUGGUCGAUCUUGCUCGAUCAUUCGAAGUUCGAGAUGACGAUGUAUUUAUUGUGACCUACCCAAAGGCUGGAACUCAUUGGAUGACUGAGAUUGUGAAGAGUAUUUUAGCCGAUGGUGAUUAUGAAAAAGCAGAGAAAAUGUUUGGUAUCCACCCAAAGCCGUUGGAGUUUUUCACCACACUCUCCGAUUACGCAAAGAGACCACGUGACAAGCAACGGGUGAUCGUCACACAUCUUCACGAAGAACUGUUACCAAAAGCGGCCUUAAACGGCAAAGCAAAGAUUGUGUUUGUAAUUAGGAACCCAAAAGAUUCCGUAGUAUCGUACUUUCAUUUCGCACAACCAUUCCGAUAUGCUGAAGAAUUCGACACCUGGGAAGGAUUCUUGAAAUGUUUCAUGUCUGAAGGAAUGCCCGGGCGUUCUUGGUUCAACUAUAACUUAACCUACUGGAAGCACAGAAAUGAAAAGAAUUUUUACUGGACAACAUAUGAGAAUAUGAAGCUGGACAUCAGGUCGGUUAUUGAAGAUGUUGCCAGUUUCUUAGGACAUCCAGCGUCAGGUGAAAAGUUAGAUAAACUUGUCAAACUUGCCGACUUCUCAAGAAUGAACAAGAAAUAUGACGGACGGUUUCCAAAAGCAUCAGUUCCGGAUAACGUGCGAGAAGCAAUUCCUUUUAAAAUACUACGGAAAGGUCAAGUCGGUGACUGGAAGAACAAAUUUACUGUGGCACAAAACGAGGCUUUUGACAAAUUGUAUAAUGAGAAAAUGAAGUGUUCUAGUUUGAAACAGCACAUCAAGUUCGAAAUCUAAAAUUAAGGAAAUGACAUAACAGGUCGAGAUCCAUGAAAAGUCGUAUAUAAAGAUGUGGGUUACCCACAUCUUUAUAUUUGCACAAGUAAUUAAAAUUGUUUAUUGAGCAGAUUAAUCACACUGAUAAACAAUUGUACAAAUUCGGCUGAUGCAUAUGAACUUCUAUUUAGAGACAUAAUUUCAUUAUUUUCUUUCCAAAAAAACAUAAUAAAUGUUUACUAGCACCUCAUAUCGACUUUUGAAUGGUGAAAAUCGGCUCAGUAUAAACCCUUUUACCGAGUACAAAUUUUAAGAAUAGUAGAACAUACUGCUCUUACAUCUUCUAGUUUUCCCCCACCGUUGUAUUUAGGUACACGCUACAGUAUACACAAUGAGCCUACAACUUUGCAUAGCAGAGUUCCGGACGAGUGAUUCAGCCCACAUCUUUAUACAUCUGAGUUAACGCAUGAAUGGUUUCAUCCUUCUCAGGACUUUUUUCCUACCCCACAUCUUUAUAUCUAAUUUUGCUGAGAGUUCCGCUUGAACAAUUUCGUGGACAUUUUGGUAUCUGCGCAUGACAUGCUUCCAUUUCAGGGUUUAUAAUGUAUUGAAAGGCAUAAUCUAGGAAGAGAAGCCAACAGCGGACUCUCCGAGUUUUAGAAGUUAUUUUAUUUUUUCUUUUUAAAUUAUUUUGCUUUUUGAGCUGCGCUGCUGGCACCUAGCUAUUGUAGUCUUGCUUGAUUUUGUAUUGCCUUUUUUUAUCUUAAAAUAAAUGAAUGAUUGUUAGAUAGGAUAAUUUAUAUGAAAGAAUGGUGGUGGUGGGGUGCUGUUCUUUAUAUUUGAAAACAGAGACCUGCAUAUGAAAAUGAAAACUCAUUACAGAACCAUUUAUAUUUUACGCAUAAGUCGAAAAAAGGCCAAAGCAAUGCCUAUUUUUCCUUCCCUCAUGUUUUGUCCAACUCUUGGACAUGAGAUGUGCAUAUACGUGAAUUGUAACGUCGGUUAUACAAUGGAAUCACCCAAAUAAUUAUAAAGCAUAUGAUGUAAUUAGAAAAAAAAAUUAUUGUAGCACUGAGUACCCAUAAUUGACUGACUAAUAAAUCGUUACAAAAAAAAUUGUUACAAUAUUUUCAUGUAUUAAGUUAUGAAGAUUUUACUAGGAAAAAAAAUUAAUCCUUUAUAGUUAACUUUUCCUAAUAAUGAUUGUUAUUUCCUGACUAACAACUGUUGUUUUUGGAGGGUAACCCAGAUGUGUGCCCUGUUUUACACUGGGCCGCCUGACAACACGGAAAUGAAACUGCAGAAAACCAUAGUGUAGAUCUUCCUACAUUUCAAAAAGUCUAUUGAGUAAAAGUAGAUAAACUUUAUUUCAAGUAAACAGCCUUCUAAAGUUAUUUGUGAAUACAUUGUUUACUGGAAUUAACUACCAAAUUAAUGUUAAAUAAUUGUUUGUUAACCAUUCCCACAACUAGACAUUGGGACAUGAUUAAUUGAUAGCAAGCUAUAUUCAAUGAUUUACUGUGACAACAAUGUGAAGUUUGCUACAAAUAGAAAACAUGAGCAUAUUAGGGUCAUAAAAAAAAUGACAAUAACUUAUACAAUCAUAACAUGCACAAAAAAAAACAAGAAAAAUUCAACAUAGGUACUAGGUACACAGAAGACUAUACAAUAAUUAUAUAAAUAAAUAAAUAAAACG
Molecule: messenger RNA, 2663 nt
Organism: Anneissia japonica
Lineage: Eukaryota; Metazoa; Echinodermata; Crinoidea; Comatulida; Comatulidae
Product: amine sulfotransferase-like
Exons: 6
Coding region: 83-988 (301 amino acids)
Biological process (GO): sulfation
Cellular component (GO): cytoplasm
Molecular function (GO): sulfotransferase activity
Source: RefSeq, a predicted model, not a curated record